CAGGAGUAUGGGAAAAGAGAAUAUGAGAGAAAAUGGGAAGGAAUCGGUAAUCGCUCAAAAAUUGAGGAUAGAUAAUAAGUGGUUACACACAUCCGUCUCUUUUUUAGUUGUAUGAGAAUCGAAACUCAGCCUGAUCCAGACUCCUCCGGUACCCUUCCUGCAAAUAUAUUCAACUAAGCCACUGGUUUUGCAAGAUCUGGCCUUAACAUUUAAAGCGAGAAACAAAAUCUUCACAGUACCUAUCAGGCAACAGCUUCAAACCGGUAAUCUGCUUUAUUGCGUGAUUCGAAGCUAUCAAAGGAGCUCUUGUGUAAUUAUUCAUUAAAGGGAAGAAUAGGUAGAGAAUAAAAUGCUUGGUGGCUUGUAUGGGGACCUUCCUCCUCCGUCGUCGGCACCCUUGGCCGACGAGGAGAAAAACAGCAACUCCGCUGUGUGGUCAAGCAGCGCCAAAAUGGCACCGCCAACUCUGCGAAAACCGUCGUCUCUCUUCACUCCUCAUACGGCCCUGAAAAACCAGCAGUCACAGAACAAACCCAAAGUCAUAAAUUCAUCUCAGUCAAGAAACCUAAAUUCGUUUGUAUUGCCUGAUGAUGGGGUGAAAAGCCCGUCAUUUCAACCCGCCCUCGUUGCAGUCACAUCAACAGUUAUUGAGGAGUAUGAUCCUGCAAGGCCUAAUGAUUAUGAGGAGUACAGAAAGGAGAGGAAGAGGCGAGCCAUGGAAGCUGAGAUGAAGAGGGAACUUGAAAGAAGGCGUAAGGAAGAGGAAGAGAGGGAGAGGGAGAGGGAGAGGGAGAGGGAGAGGGAGCGGGAGCAGGAGCGAGAACAUAGAGAACGAGAAGCAUUGGAAAAAGAAAGGGAGAGGGAUUACAAUGACUCAAGAACUUCAUCAUUGAAUAUUUCUGGAGAAGAAGCAUGGAAACGGCGGGCAGCAAUGAGUGGGAAUUUGGGAGGUUCUGCGCCAAGGUCACCUUCUCCCCCAUCGAAUGUAGAUGGCUUUAGUAUUGGGAAGUCGGGAUCAGUUGGGUUAGGCGUUGGUGCUGGUGGGCAGAUGACUGCCGCACAAAGAAUGAUGGCGAAGAUGGGUUGGAAGGAAGGACAAGGGCUUGGAAAGCAGGAGCAGGGGAUUACUACUCCCCUGAUGGCCAAAAAGACAGAUAGACGAGCUGGAGUGAUCGUGAAUGCAAGUGAUUCUAGAGCUGAGAAAAAGAUGAAGAGUGUGAGCUUUAAUGGCUCACCAACUCGGGUUCUGCUGCUCCGAAACAUGGUGGGACCUGGGGAGGUGGAUGAUGACCUAGAAGAUGAGGUAGCAUCAGAGUGUGCAAAGUAUGGGACAGUUUCUAAGUGCCUCAUAUUUGAGAUUACGGAGCCCCAUUUCCCAGCAGAAGAGGCAGUUAGGAUCUUUGUACAAUUUGAGAGAUCAGAGGAGACGACAAAGGCACUCAUCGAUCUUGAUGGCCGGUUCUUUGGAGGGAGGGUCGUUCGUGCCACAUUCUAUGAUGAGGAGAGGUUUGGAAGAAAUGAGCUAGCACCAAUGCCAGGGGAGAUCCCUGGUUAUCCAUGACUGAUGGUUGUAGUUAACUUGUGUCUCACCGGGGAGGAAGCUGAAUUGCUGGGUUGGGUUUGGCUUCAAUGAUAUUGGGAGAGCUAAGUAAACUGUAAUUUUGUAUGGGAGGAAGUGGAAAACAUGAUGGAAUGUUUGUUCCAUUUACUAGCGAAUUAAACAAUUUUACAGUGAUUCUAAAGUGUAGUUAGUGUUGUUAAAUGGAAGAUCCUGAAUUAAAGUUUAACCUAAGGAAGGUGGAUUGUACAAGGAACACAAGGAAGUUCUAAAAUGUAGUAAUUGGCUGUUAAGUGGCAAA
Molecule: messenger RNA, 1859 nt
Organism: Macadamia integrifolia
Lineage: Eukaryota; Viridiplantae; Streptophyta; Magnoliopsida; Proteales; Proteaceae
Product: DNA-damage-repair/toleration protein DRT111, chloroplastic-like
Exons: 3
Coding region: 350-1561 (403 amino acids)
Biological process (GO): mRNA cis splicing, via spliceosome
Cellular component (GO): precatalytic spliceosome
Molecular function (GO): RNA binding
Source: RefSeq, a predicted model, not a curated record